ACACACAGAGAACUGAUAACAUUAGAACGCUGAAAACUGUAGAAGCUCCAGUCGGUAAUAUUAUCUGAAACAAUCUGCAUUCGUUGUUUGGUAGCUUUCUCUCUUUCUCUCUCUCUCUCUCUCUCUCUCUCUCUCUCUCAGUUCUAUCCAGUUUGCUGAUGGAGCGAUGCUGUAGGGGUUGACCCUUUUGCCUCUUCUAGUGUUGUAUCUGCUUCUGCCCCAUCCAAACCUGUUUCCCCUUUACCCUGGAGCUUCAACUGUACAGCAAUGGUGGAUGUAAUCAAAUGGCCACUGUUUAGCCUCUUGAGUGAACAGGACGCUGCUUCAAUACGUCAGGCGUGCGUGUUUGGAACAUCUGCCAAUGAGGCGAUCUACAUCACCCAUGAUAACGAGGUGUACGUCUUUGGGCUGAACUGCAGCAACUGCCUGGGCACAGGGGACAGCACAAGCAUCAUCGUCCCUAAAAAGCUAAACUGUCUGAGUGGGAAGAAGGUGGUCAGUCUAAGCUAUGGCAGUGGGCCACAUGUGCUGCUCACAACAGAUGAAGGCCAGCUGUACGCAUGGGGACAUAACGGAUACAGUCAGCUAGGGAACGGUACCACCAAUCAGGGAGUGUCUCCUGUGCUUGUAUCUACUAACCUCCAGAGCAAGAGGGUGAUAGAGGUGGCUUGUGGAUCACACCAUUCAGUCGCCCUGACCCAUGAUGGAGAGGUGUUUGCUUGGGGCUAUAAUAACUGCGGUCAAGUAGGAUCAGGUUCCACGUCUAACCAGCCCACACCACGCAGGGUCUCCAGCUGCCUCCUUAACAAAGUAGUGGUCAGCAUAGCCUGUGGUCAGACUUCUUCCAUGGCGGUAACGGACAACGGAGAGGUGUACGGUUGGGGAUACAAUGGUAAUGGACAGCUUGGUUUGGGGAACAAUGGAAAUCAGUUGACACCAUGUCGUCUAGCAGGGCUGCAGAGUGUUUGCAUCAUGCAGAUAGCCUGUGGUUAUGCCCACUCACUUGCACUAACAGACGAGGGACUGUUAUACGCAUGGGGAGCCAACACUUAUGGCCAACUUGGCACAGGCAACAAGAGCAAUCAGCUUAGCCCUGUUCAGGUCAUGGCUGAGAAAGAGAGGAUUGUGGAGGUAGCAGCCUGUCACUCCACACACACCUCGGCAGCGAAGACGCAGAGUGGCCGGGUGUAUAUGUGGGGCCAGUGCAGAGGCCAGUCCAUUGUCUUACCCCACCACACUCAUUUCAGCUGCACCGACGACGUCUUCGCCUGCUUUGCAACACCGUCUGUCAUGUGGAGACUCCUGUCCAUGGAGCACGAUGAUUUCCUGACUGUGGCCGAGUCUCUGAAGAAAGAGUUUGACAGCCCUGAGACUUCAGACCUCAAAUUCAGCGUUGAGGCCAAAUUCAUUCAUGUCCACAAAGCAGUGCUUAAAAUUAGAUGUGAACACUUCAGAUCCAUGUUUAAUUCCAAGUGGAAUGAAGAUAUGAAAGAGGUGAUUGAGAUCGAUCAGUUCUCCUACCCAGUGUACAGGUCCUUCCUCAAGUUCCUCUACACGGACACAGUAGAUCUUCCUCCAGAGGAUGCUAUUGGACUGCUGGAUCUGGCAACUUCGUACUGUGAGAACAGGCUAAAGCGGCUAUGUCAGCACAUCAUAAAGCGGGGCAUCACUGUGGAAAAUGCUUUCUCCCUGCUUUCUGCUGCAGUCAGAUACGACGCUGAGGAUCUUGAAGAAUUCUGCUUUAAGUUCUGUGUGGACCAUCUGACCGAGGUGACUCAGACUGCAGCAUUCUGGCAGUUUGACGGGAACAUGCUGAAGGAGUUUAUCUGUAGAGCCAGCCGCUGUGGAGCUUUUAAAAACUAAAUAAUCAGCUAAAUUUUCCCAUGAGUGCAGCUGUUACUACAAACUCAUCUUCACCACUAGAGGGCACUCUGCUCGACUGUUACCGCCUGCAUUUUGAGCCCUUUUGCUUUAUUACAGAUAUCCGAGAAGGAGAAUUUUUGUUUAUUCCCAUGGAGUGAACAAUUUUUUGAUAAAGGGUUGUUGAAAUUAUCUUAAUAGAUGCUUUCUAGGAGAAAUAGAUUUUUCUUUAUGGGGAGUUGUUUUGUUUCACAGUAGAUAUUGUAUUAAAGGUUUGGUGCACGAUGUUUGAGAAAUGCUUCAGAAAACUGAGUCGGGCCGACUAACAAAACAAACGUGUAGCCAAUGAGCAGAAAGGAGCGUGUCUUGUCAAUAUGGGCAGAGAGAGUGUUCAGUGCACAUGUCUGACAUUAGCUGCAAGCGAUUGAAACAAUGACAUGGCGGAUAAAAAUGAAAAGCGAAAAAAGGCUUACGAUAAGGCACGAAGCAGGACCCGUGUUGAUAUAGGAUCAGCUUUCCAGCGCUGGAGAGAACUGAACGUCUUCCGCGUGAAACAGAGCUAAACCUUUCACGGUACAACACGCAGUACUACAUAAACACAUUUGUAUUACCAUAGUAUUACUUCAUUAGUUCAUUUAUUGAUUAAAAUAUCCCCUCGGCCAGCUGCCCCAGCAGGUUCCGCCAUAAUAGUUGCCUGGGUUACUUAUGUACAGGUAUGUGUGGGGCGGAACUAUCAAAACAGGGGUGACAUCUAUUUGGGUUAGGGGCGUGUUUGUUUAGGUGAUUUCAAAUGUCAACAUUGGCUUUCAAACAUUGUGCACCCCACCUUUAAUAGGAAGUAAUAGACAUUGUUUUUCCAUUAGACUUUACAGCACUUGGGUUGACAAUUAGAGAUGCUCCGAUCAGCAUUUUUGGAGCCGAUUACCGAUCACCAAGAUCAUGAUCUGCCGAUUGCCGAUCACAGAAUGGCAGGGGUAUGGGAAUCUUUUAUCUAUAAUCUAGCAGAGUUUGCACCAUUUUUAGAAAUGAAAUUAACUCUAAAUUAACUGUAUUGAGAAAAAAAACUGUAGAAAUUGGCUACAGUCAAGAUCUUGAAGAACCACCAAGUGUUUAUUUUAGAAAAUGAGAACUUAAGGCUACUGUAAGACAUUUCCCAAAUAAGGCAGAGUAACUUAAAAUUAUUCCAAACAAAGAGGGGUCAGGCAGACCAACACACAUCAGAUCAGCUUAAUGGGAUGUAGCCUCUUAAUACACUGAUUACAUUUUAUAAUUGGCAGCAAAAUGUAAAACUUGUUACACCAAAACUGGCUACUGCCACAAAUUACAAAACUAUGGCAAGUGUUUUUUUUCUGUUAUUAUUAUUAUGAACGUCUGAUGUAGUUGAGAAACCAACUACAUCAGAUCCAAAAAAUUAAAUAAUGAAAGCUACUGUAAGCCAAUGCCAUCCUUUCUAAAUAACAAGGCAGAGAAACAAGGAGGCCAAGCAGAUAGUUACCAACCAGAUGAACUUGGGAUGGUAUGAGGUUACAAAGGCCCAGGCUACUUGUAAAAUGUAAAUAAAAUGUAAAUAAAAUUUAAUAUAUUAAAAUUAAACAAUUGGCCACAAAAAUGUUUCAACCAAAACAUGUUGGGCCUCGGCCUACUAACACAGAGUACAAAAUCCUUCAGGUCUCAUAAAAGGCAUCACUCACACUCACAUCACUACUAGUUUAAAUGCAUCACUCACAGUUGGCUGGUUGAGGGAUGGGGAUGUUGUUAGCUUCGGCUGGUUUAGUUUCUCAUACUCGGCAUAUUCAGUUGUAUGGCGUGUUCUAAGAUGCCUAAUCAUGUUAGUGGUAUUAAAAUGCCGUUGCUUGCUUCCACCUCGAGGGAUUUCAUCACGACAUACAUUGCAAACGGCUGACUUUACGUCUUUAUCGGACACUGAAAAACUUCCUGACGGGAGAACUCAUGUUGCCACUGGUAAGCUCUGCUCUGCUGUUGUUUACCUGUGCGCCGUGCAUGCACGUGUGAAAAAGUCGCGCGAGUAAUUUACGUCACGUGAUCGGCUUUUUUGAUUUUUAGCUAUUUUUAGCCAAUAUCGGCCGAUCAUGAUUGGUGGCCGAUCAAUCGGAGCAUCACUAUUGACAAUGGCAGUUAGGUCAUCUUCACUUCUGUUACAGAGAUGUGUAACCUGUCAGUCUUUAACUCUAUAAUCCUCGCUGGAAUCUCAGUUUAAUUUACAAUUGACAGUGUAGAGUCAUGGUAAUGUCCUAACAUGCCUGCUGGCCUUAUUGGGCUUGUUUGGACUGUAGUGGGAACUGAAUAACACGUUUUUUUAUGGUAUUUCGAACAUGUUGCUAUGCUGUGCAUCAUUGUACAAUAUUUUUGCCCCAACAACACUAAACCCCAAUCCUUACCCCAAUGACAUCACAUUCCAAUUGGCAGAGCCAGGGUUAAAGCAACAAGAGAGAUUAAUGGGAGUUUUCUUUCCUAAUCUGGUGCGACUCAGUUAUUAUUCAUUUCAGUUGGAGCACCUCUUAUGUUCGCUGCUCCAGUGUUGAUCAUGACACUUUAGCAAAGUCUUUAAUUCACUGCAUUCCAUAUGUAGAGACAUACAUCACUACACAUGUCCACUUGAGGAAACCUCUUUUUUUAAUCAGAAAUUCCAUGGAUGCUCAGUUGAAGUUUCAGUGCUUAAUCUACAAGACCUAUUGGCUGAGAAUUUUAGGCAAACAACCAGCUGGGCACAAAGCUGCACAUUAAAAUGCACUGUUCCCUAUAGUUAAUGACUGCACAGACAUCAUUUUCAUUUUUUAUGACUUUGUGUUUAUGAUAAAUGCUUGUGAAUAUAUAUAUAUAAAAAAAAGGGCAAAAAGUUUAUUUUUUGUGAAAUGUAUAUAUUGUAUAGGUUUUGAAAUAAAUUUAAAAUGAAGUGAUUUAAAAUAAA
This is a messenger RNA of Tachysurus vachellii, 4789 nucleotides long. Its product is annotated as RCC1 and BTB domain-containing protein 1-like. The coding region runs from base 268 to 1863 and encodes 531 amino acids. Gene Ontology annotation, molecular function: protein binding. Lineage: Eukaryota; Metazoa; Chordata; Actinopteri; Siluriformes; Bagridae. The record is from RefSeq and is a predicted model, not a curated record. The transcript has 12 exons.